This is a messenger RNA of Leguminivora glycinivorella, 645 nucleotides long. RefSeq lists its product as uncharacterized. NCBI's taxonomy places the organism in Eukaryota, Metazoa, Arthropoda, Insecta, Lepidoptera, Tortricidae. The coding region runs from base 1 to 645 and encodes 214 amino acids. The transcript has a single exon. The record is from RefSeq and is a predicted model, not a curated record.
AUGGUCUGCCAUUUCAACGGCGUGCAUCCCACGGAUACUGAUGUCACUUUAGACAAUGUCAAGCUGCCACAAGUUAACAAAUUCAAGUAUCUUGGAUCUGUGAUAUCAGACGAUGGCACGUUGGAUGCGGAUGCCACGCACAGAGUCGCAGCAGGGUGGAACAAAUGGCGCCAGCUUACGGGAGUUAUGUGUGAUACAAAAAUGCCAGUAAGAACGAAAGGCACAGUUUACAAGACUGCAAUAAGGCCGGCUAUUCUAUAUGGCACUGAAACAUGGGCUGCCAAAAACGUACACACUCAGAAGCUCCACACCGCUGAAAUGCGCAUGCUGAGAUGGUCGAGCGGGGUCACGCUAAAAGACAAAGUUCGCAACGAAUACAUCCGAGGUAGUCUAAAGGUGGCCCCGAUCACCGAUAAACUCGCAGAGACCAGACUCAGGUGGUAUGGUCAUGUCAUGCGCAGACCAGAAGAUUUUGUCGUGAAGAAGUGCCUUUCCAUCGCAACAAGCAAAAGGGGACGCGGUAGACCGCCAGCCACAUGGCUAACGACUGUCCAGAGGGACAUGAAAACUCUAUCAUUACAAUGCAAUGACGUAUAUGACCGCAACAAAUGGCGUGACAUGAUUAAGAAAGCCGACCCCGUGUAA